CCUUGUGUUGGCACUUGCGAGAGAGAUGCAAAGGUUCUUAUGGCUUGGUGUAAUUGAGUCAACGUGGAAAGACUUGAAGCGCUGCUGAUUUACAACCAAAUACCCAAAGCGUUACACUUGCUAGUCAAAACCAUGAAGGAGAUUCAAGAAAAGCUCUAUAAAACAUGUACAACAAAAAGUUGACCUUCUUCAGAAACUUAUUCUUCAGCCUUAUGAAUGAAGGGAUUUUUAAAGUGGACUGUCUGCGACAGUGGUUUACCUUGUCGGGGACAGCGGCUCCCAGGGGGUGUGCACAAAAGUUAAAUAGGCACAAGCAUCUUCCAUCACCCAUCUGCUUUUUGUCCAGGUCUUUUUCAAGUUCACUCGCAAGGCGAUUUCACCAGACUCCCCAUUCAAAGAUGCGGUUGUUGACUUGCCUUGCCACUGUUGCUCUCAUGCUUCCCAAUGCAUGGGCCGCCCCUACUAGUAGUGCAAUUAGUGAUGCAGAGAUGCAAAAAGCCAGACUUGAUUUCCUGUCUUCCUCUUACAAUGCCACUGCAACACCCGACAUGAUCAAAGACCUCAGCACGCCAGCAAUCAAACAGGUCUCCGAGAAUCUAGCUCAAACUGGCUCCGGAUCUGCCUCUCUGCCAUCCACUUUGAUGACCCGAACCUCGGAUCUGGUCGCUCGAGCAGUAAGCCCUACCUUGCUGACGGAAUUGAAACGACAUCAGGCAUAUGCGGCCGCGGCAUAUUGUUUAAAGUUCUUUCUUAACAAGAACUGGGACUGCCGAGAGCGAUGUACUACCUCUCUUACUUCUGGUACCGUCAUCACAGAGUACUUUACCAAAUCCCAGUCCGUUGGCUAUGUGGCCUACAACGAUGCACAAAGAGCCAUCAUCGUUGCAUUUCGGGGCAGUCUCACUCCUUCAAACUUUGCAAACGAUAUGCUACUUUGGAAGACGGAACUUUGCCUAGGUGGCGAGCACUUGACGGCUCCUUCUGAUGCGCAAAUCCACUACGGUUUCCAAAACACUUACUUGGCUGCUCGCGAUCACGUUCGUGCUGCUGUGGGAAAACUUCUGAAUGACCCACAACGUAAGAAUUAUGCAAUUCAUGUCGCUGGACACAGUCUUGGAGGAGCCAUAAGCGUGCUUUCCGCUGUGGAUUUGCUCGAUCACUUUGGAAAUAGCUUGGCCGGAAGGAUAACUGUCUACACCUACGGCGAGCCUCGCGUUGGAAAUGCGGCCUAUGCCCGCUGGGUCAACUCUCUUCCCAUUCGCUUCCAUCGUGUAACGGGAUGGGGCGAUGUUGUUACUUCCAUUCCUUUCCGCGACUGGGGCUAUCUGCACCACGAAGAGGAAUACUAUAUCCCCAGCAAGUCAAACAUUCGUCAAUGCAGCGGAGCCAACGAAUUGGAGUCUCCUUCCUGCAUUAACGCUGAAAAUCUGGCCAAGAAUGUGGCCUUGGCUAUUGUCACUCCUUUAGGGAUCUUGAGCCAUUUGAAUCAUUAUUUUGACAUUUCGUUUGGGCCCUGGUGCUGAGUGCUGAUGUCAAUGCCUCAUAUCUGAUGAGUGGUGACUGUCUUUAGUGACUUUCUAUGAAGUGUUUGAAAUCUGUAUAAAAAGCAUAGUUGUAUAGAGUUGUGUAUACCCAAAUGUCAUAGACCUUUAGUAGAAUAUAUUCAUCAUAGAAAUACCCUCGUUGUAGCCGACGAUGUGACUUUGACUAUGAAAAUAUACAUAUCACUGUAGCAA
Spizellomyces punctatus DAOM BR117 is the source of this 1736-nucleotide messenger RNA. RefSeq lists its product as uncharacterized. The record is from RefSeq and is a predicted model, not a curated record. Bases 165 to 1523 code for a protein of 452 amino acids. Gene Ontology annotation, biological process: lipid metabolic process. The transcript has 6 exons. NCBI's taxonomy places the organism in Eukaryota, Fungi, Chytridiomycota, Chytridiomycetes, Spizellomycetales, Spizellomycetaceae.